AUGGGCAAUGUUGAGGACAACAUUAUUCCGGAGAGUGGAACAGACUGCAGUCAUAUUUUGGAGAGGGAUCCCUCAGCUGAAAGUGGUGUAUAUAAGAUAAUCUUAUGGAAAACAAAGAAAGAUAUUUCCGUCUUCUGUGAUAUGGACCGAGACGGUGGCGGCUGGACGGUCUUUCACAACCGGUUUGACGGUUCAGUUGACUUUUACAGGAACUUCUCCGAAUAUGAGAAUGGAUUUGGUGCACUAGACGGUGAAUUUUGGCUAGGAACAGACUGCAGUCAUAUUUUGGAGAGGGAUCCCUCAGCUGAAAGUGGCGUAUAUAAGAUAGUUUUAUGGAAAACAAAGAAAGAGAUUUCCGUCUUCUGUGAUAUGGACCGAGACGGUGGCGGCUGGACGGUCUUUCACAACCGGUUUGACGGUUCAGUUGACUUUUACAGGGACUUCUCCGAAUAUGAGAAUGGUUUUGGUGCACUAGACGGUGAAUUUGGCUAG
Molecule: messenger RNA, 492 nt
Organism: Mercenaria mercenaria
Lineage: Eukaryota; Metazoa; Mollusca; Bivalvia; Venerida; Veneridae
Product: fibrinogen-like protein 1
Exons: 5
Coding region: 1-492 (163 amino acids)
Source: RefSeq, a predicted model, not a curated record